UGCCCUGCUUCCGUUCCCACAACCCGAGUUGCGAGAAUUUCGCUCUUUUCCUGUAGACGAACCGGAAGCCAUGGAACAAUCACCGGCGGCGCAGAGGCCGACGAAGAGGAGCCUGAUGAGCUCGCUGAAGGAGGCGGCGAGCACGACCCUUGGCCGAUCAUCAUCCUUCAAGGAAGACUCUUACCUCACUUCCCAUCUCAAACCUGCAGAGAUCAAAGCUCUUGAAGAUCUGAAGAAAAUGCUGUCGUCAUCCUCUUCGGCGCCACCGUCUAUGUGGGGAAUCCCUUUACUAGGCGGUGACGAGCGCGCCGACGUGGUCUUACUCAAGUUCCUUCGAGCGCGGGACUUCGGCGUUGCACAGACGCAUGCAAUGCUGAUGCGGUGUGCCGAGUGGAGAUCAGAGUUUGGAGCGGACGAAGUGGUCGAGGAAGAGCUAGGCUUCAAGGAGCUCGAAGGCGUUGUUGCGUACAUGCACGGCUGGGACCGCGCUGGCCAUCCUGUAUGCUAUAAUGCCUAUGGCGUCUUCAAGGACAGGGAGAUGUACGAUCGCAUCUUUGGAGACGAGGAAAAGCUUAAACGCUUCCUCCGAUGGCGUGUUCAGGUCAUGGAGCGCGGUGUAGGCCUUCUCCAGCUCAAGCCUGGUGGCAUCAACUCCAUCAUUCAGGUCACCGAUCUCAAAGACAUGCCUAAGCGCGAGCUCCGCGUUGCUUCGAACCAGAUCCUCUCUUUGUUUCAGGACAACUACCCGGAAAUGGUCGCCCGCAAGGUUUUCAUAAACGUGCCGUGGUAUUUUAGCAUUCUGUACUCUAUGAUUAGUCCUUUUCUCACUGAGAGGACCAAGAGCAAGUUCGUCAUCGCCAAAGGAGGCAAUGUAGCUGAGACCCUGUACAAAUUCAUCAGGCCAGAGUUCGUUCCAGUACAGUAUGGAGGUCUAAGCCGACCAGGUGAUCUCGAAAAUGGGCCGCCAAAGCCUGCUUCCGAGUUCACAAUCAAAGGCGGAGAGAAGGUUAACCUGGAAAUCGACGGCAUUGAGUCUGGAGCGACUAUAACGUGGGAUAUAGUUGUUGGCGGUUGGGAUGUGGGCUACGCGGCGGAGUAUGUGCCGAGCGCGGAGGGCAGCUACACGAUUGCGGUGGAGAAACCACGGCGGAUUCCAGCGACGGCGGAGGAACCGGUUCACAAUGUUUUCACGGCCAGGGAGGCCGGAAAGAUGGUUCUUUCCAUCGAUAACACCAGCUCCCGGCGGCGGAAAGUUGCGGCUUACCGCUACUUCGUCCGCAAACCAACGGUUUAGUUCUUGAAAAUGGUUAAUAAGAAGAGAUGGUGAUUUAGCUUUCUUUUUUAUGUGAAAUAUUAGUGAUGUAAUCCCUUUUUUAUCUUCUGGAUUGGCUUUGAAAGAGUGGAUUAGGUUUUUGGAUUAUAAUGAAAAUUGCUUGUUUUGCUCUAA
Messenger RNA from Dendrobium catenatum, 1447 nucleotides. Its product is annotated as patellin-6. The record is from RefSeq and is a predicted model, not a curated record. NCBI's taxonomy places the organism in Eukaryota, Viridiplantae, Streptophyta, Magnoliopsida, Asparagales, Orchidaceae. The transcript is spliced from 4 exons. Gene Ontology annotation, molecular function: lipid binding. Bases 71 to 1294 code for a protein of 407 amino acids.